CCAAGUCCUAUGCUAAACCUAUAAGUUCAUGCCCCCUCGAUGGUAAACAACUACUUAGCAUCGCGACAUCGCUGCGACGUUACUCCGAAUUUCCAGAUUAAUGGCCACAAGCGAAGAAAUCACUGAGCGGGUAUAGAAAACCAAUAUAAUAGCGCAGACUGCUGGGAAGCAUAUUGUGGACGGUACUCGUUGCCGACUAAUCAAAAGAAAACGUAUCCUACAGCUUGGAACAAUAGCUGCUCUCGAUGUAGCGUAAACGUAUCCGCGCGGCGUUGACUUCUUUUCCGCUCUAAUGAUAGCCUUGUUAGGUUUCGCGCAUCAUAAUUAAGCUUCAAAUUUCGCAGACCAAUCAAGCCGUAAAGUGCAAAAAUGUCUUCGGAAGAUCCGAAUUCGUGGAGGACGCCUACUUUCAGGCAAAGCAUGAUAGCUAAAAUAGACGAGCACAUUCAAAAGUACCAAAUACCUAUGGUCAAAAAUGCCAGUGACAUGGAGAACCAUGUGUUUAUGAAGGCCAAGACCAAGGAUGAUUAUUUGAGUUUUGUUGCUAGACUCAUACUCCACAUUUCUCAAAUGAAUAAUAAGAAGCCUGCAGGAUCAAUGACUCCAGGAGCCAAUAAUGCUAAUCCCGUUGUUCAGCAGGGUAUGCCAGACCCCAUUGGAGCACUACAAACGCUAGCUCGUCAAGGUACCGGCAACAACGCUAACAUGGGAAUGCAAGGCCCAGGGCAAAAUCCACAAAAUAUGGUUCCUCAGCAAGCUCCUGUUACCAAUAACGCUGCAAACAUUCUACAAACUUUGAAUCGUGGCCCUGGACAACCAAUGAAUAUGCCUGGAAUGCACAACAAGAUGCAAGGAAUGGGUAUGAUGCCAGCUCAACCUGGUUGCCCACCAAUGAACGUAAAUCAAAUGGCUCAAAUGCAAAAUAUGCAAGGAAACACAAUGCUAGCUCAAAUGAAUCAAAUGAAUCAGGGAAAUAUAGGACAGCAAAUGGGACCUCAGACUGGUCAGCCGCAACAAAUGGGUGGGCCACAAAUGACUGUGCCACAAAUAGGGCCCAGUCAAAUGCAAGCCAUGCAGAAUCAAAUGCAAAAUCAAAUGGGCGGACAUCAAUUGGGCGGCCCAAUCACUUCGGGCAUGCAACCUGGAAUUCCAAAUCAGCAGCAGGGUCCACCACAACAGUCGCAGCACAUGAACCAAAUAAAUCCUGCUCAGAUGGCUGCAAAUCAGUUGUCUCAAACGCAACUUGGUCAUUUGCAAAGAAAGCCGGUGGAAAUGAUGAAUGCUGGUUUCCCCGGGCCAAGAAACGUCACACCUAAUCAAUUUUUGAGACAAAGUCCAUCGCCUUCUGCACCGAGCCCUGGUGGGCUUGGAGUACCAACGCCAACUAGCCAAAUGGUAGCAUCGCCAGCCUUAGUAUCAUCACCUAAUCCACAACAUUCUAUGCUUGCAGGAGCACAGCGAUCUGUUGCAAUGGCUCCUUCUCCCAGCAGCUCUUUGAACACACCUGCUAGUACAUUAGGAGCAACUCCAAGCCCGCUACAAGAUGAUCAAACUACUCAGGCCUACAAAGACAAAGUGCGAAAGCUUAGUAAAUACAUCGAGCCCCUAAGAAAAAUGAUCUUAAAAAUGACUAAUGAAGGAACAGAUACCGAAAAAAUGAGUAAAAUGAAAAAGCUUUUAGAGGUUCUGACUAAUCCUAGUUCCAGUACAAAAUUAGAUGUACUGCAGAGAUGCGAAAUAGUAUUGGAAAAAAUGGACUUUAAGAAACUAGAAGCUUCCUGUGGUCCUGUAGUGCCGACAACGUUAAAAGAGCAUCACUUUUUUACACCUCUAUUGGAAGUAGUGAAUACACUUCUGCAGAGUCCAGUAGCUAAUCAUACUCUUCAGCGAACAUUUGGCCCUUGCUUAGAGGCUUUAUUCGGACCUGAAAUUAAAAACUUGCCACCACCUUUAAAGAGACAGAAGACUGAAGAAAGUAUGUGUGAAAUUCCUGAUGCUCUCCAAGGCGAGAUAGCCCGACUAGAUCAACGAUUUAAGGUGAGCCUCGAUCCAGCUCAACAAAACGGUUCCAAGUGUAUUCAGUUAAUUUGCUGGCUAGAUGACAAGCACUUGCCGUGCGUGCCACCUGUACUGGUAAUUGUCCCGACGGAUUAUCCAGCUAUCCCGCCUCGUUGCGUUCUCACGAGCCAUGAGUAUGCGACACCUUACCUCAGUGCUGUUCAAAAGGGUUUAGAUGCUCGGCUAGCCAAACUACCCAAAAGGUAUUCGAUAUCCCAACUUCUGGACACUUGGGAAAUGAGCGUAAGACAGGCUAGUGCGCCCAAAGCUCACCAACACCAAAGUCUCCAGCAGAUCAGCGACUUAGUAGCUUCUACGACGACGGCAUCAACGAUUCCAGCGACGACGACCACCACUGUUCCAGUCAGUUUGCCCGCUACUACGGUUACCGCCGCACCUAUCAAUCCUAUCGCCAACGGCAUUUCCGCAAAUAGCAUGAUUACUAUGGCCAGCUCGUAAAGCCUCGACAUACCAUGAUUAUUAGAAUAGUCAUCUGUAGAUUUAUAAGGGCGUUUUGUGAAAAUUCGUGAUUUUUUUCGAAACAAAGAUUUGUAUUACAUAUUUCAGAGCGAUUAUGCGUUUUUUAUAUAGGUUUAUAUACUUGCGCAAAGCAACUGCAGGUAUACCAUAAGUAUUAUUUUCAAAUUUAUUUUUUAGUUACAAAAAUACUCAUUACUUUUGUAUUGUUGAUCUCGACGUAGUAAGUUUUUCCCGUCCUUAAUUUUACAAAACUCUGCAUAUUUAUUUAUCUUAUUCUUUUAUGCAGUGUUAGUACUGAUGAAAUACAAGACGACUCUCGCAAUAAGCGCUCAGGUUUUCAAGGAUGUUCCUAAAAAUGUUAAUUCUUCACUAAAAUUAAUGCAUCAGCGAUGCAUUUUUUUUCCUUAACAUAUCUGAUAUGAAAUAUAAGAUAAAUUAAGGUUAACAAUGUCACUGCCCUAAAUAUCUAUAUAGUUGUGCGCAUAAUGUAAUUUAUAAUGUAUGUACUUUUACAUUGGUUUUUCGUUGAUAUAUGAACAAAUGUUGAUACAUGCUCUUAAUAAUAGUGCCAAAAACUAUUAUUGAUUCAUAAUUUUUAAAAAUUAUUUAUUUCUUGAUAAUGACAAAUUUGUAGAUAAACAAAAAGGCUUAAAGUAUAUAUAAUAAAUAAAAACACCUACUUUUUUCGUAGGUAUGAACAUGGCUACAUAUUUGUAAAUAAUAUGCAUUUUAAUAAUUAAUACCACUUAAUGUAACAAGUAUUAUUUAUACAUAAUAGAUAUUUUUAUAAAAUUAAUCUAAACAAAGUAUUGUAAUUGUAAGUAUAUCGAUAUCAAGCAAAAUGCAAUAUAGCUGUAAUGAUUAUACACUGUUGUGAAAUAAACUCUCAAGUAUAUAUAUAUAUAUAUAUAAA
Molecule: messenger RNA, 3451 nt
Organism: Nasonia vitripennis (jewel wasp)
Lineage: Eukaryota; Metazoa; Arthropoda; Insecta; Hymenoptera; Pteromalidae
Product: mediator of RNA polymerase II transcription subunit 15
Exons: 12
Coding region: 370-2517 (715 amino acids)
Biological process (GO): regulation of DNA-templated transcription
Molecular function (GO): transcription coregulator activity
Source: RefSeq, a predicted model, not a curated record